AUGAAGAAGGAAGAGGAAGGGGAAGAAGAAGGAAGAAGAAAGAAAAGGGAAGAAGAGGAAAGAAGAAGAAGGAAGAGGAGGAGGAAGAAGAAGAAGGGGAAGAAGGGGAAGAAGAAGAAGGGGAAGAAGGGGAAGAAGAGGAAGAAGGGGAAGAAGAGGAAGAAGAGGAAGAAGGGGAAGAAGAGGAAGAAGGGGAAGAAGAGGAAGAAGUGCCGGAUGAAGAAGGAAGAGGAAGGGGAAGAAGAAGGAAGAAGAAAGAAAAGGGAAGAAGAGGAAAGAAGAAGAAGGAAGAGGAGGAGGAAGAAGAAGAAGGGGAAGAAGGGGAAGAGGAAGAAGGGGAAGAAGGGGAAGAAGAGGAAGAAGGGGAAGAAGAGGAAGAAGAGGAAGAAGGGGAAGAAGAGGAAGAAGGGGAAGAAGAGGAAGAAGAAGAUGAAGUAA
This is a messenger RNA of Knipowitschia caucasica, 438 nucleotides long. Lineage: Eukaryota; Metazoa; Chordata; Actinopteri; Gobiiformes; Gobiidae. The record is from the annotation of a GenBank genome assembly.